Molecule: messenger RNA, 768 nt
Organism: Drosophila ananassae
Lineage: Eukaryota; Metazoa; Arthropoda; Insecta; Diptera; Drosophilidae
Exons: 2
Coding region: 68-631 (187 amino acids)
Source: RefSeq, a predicted model, not a curated record
AAGAGCCACCAGGAGUCCCAAUACCAUCAGUUUUUAGGAGUGUAAAGUUUUAAAUUAAAAGCAAAAGAUGAUAAUAGUUUGGGUUCUAUUGUUAUGUGGUGUUUUGAAUUCUAUGGCAGCUGAGGAUGAUACUCAGGCAGUUGAUCCAACUACAGCCCGUAACGAUCCUCUGGAGGAGGCCGAUGAACUGGAAACCUCCACCCUGAAGGCAUAUCUCGCCCAGUACGACCGACAGUGCAGUGGGAACAGUGAACUGUCCAGCUGGCUGGAAAGAGUCCGGCGGGCUUCCAAAAUGAGCAAAUACAAGCUGGCCGAGAAGAUUCAAAUCCGGAUCGGAUUUGAGGUCUAUAACGAGAGACGGAUAACGUUGGAGGCGGAAAUCGAUGAUCGGAUCGAGGAUCUGGACAGUCUCAUUCCACAGCAGGAGCCCAACAGCAGGUGCUCCAUUUUCUACCAACGACAGAGGAAUCUCCUGAAGAAAGCCAAGACCCUUACGAACGACAAGAAGGAGCAGAAGUUGAAGGAGAAUUCGGUCAGUUGUCCUUUUGAGGAUUACGAUGAUCUUCGGAAUGACAAGGAAGAGAUCGAGGAUGUGUCGGAAGAACCUCUUCUAGUUAAUAAUGGAUGCUAGGAUAUCUGUAUCCUUUUCUUUUUUAAAGUGGUGUAGGGUAUAAAAAUGAUUUAAAGUCUCCAAUCUCCUAAAGAAACCUCUGAUCCUUUCUAUUCCUCCUUUCCCCUUCUAAAUAAAAAAUCUCCUUUUCCGAUAAA